This is a messenger RNA of Siniperca chuatsi (mandarin fish), 973 nucleotides long. RefSeq names its product sialic acid-binding Ig-like lectin 14. Bases 131 to 622 code for a protein of 163 amino acids. The transcript is spliced from 3 exons. Lineage: Eukaryota; Metazoa; Chordata; Actinopteri; Centrarchiformes; Sinipercidae. The record is from RefSeq and is a predicted model, not a curated record.
AAGAGGAGAAAUAAUGUCUAACACUGGGCAGGGAAACUUUCUGAAUCCUUGCUGUUGCACAAAGAGGGAAGAAAUGGAAAAGUGAGGAGAGGAAGAGUCAGUUCAGAGCAGAAACACACAGCAGGGAUCAAUGUGGGGAGAAGAGGAGAACAUGGUAGAAAGAGAUGCAUCAGUUUGGAGAAGACAAGACUGUCUAAAUGGAUUCUGUGUCACUGUUAGUGAAGGAGAAAUUACAGCAGAGGCUGGACUCUGUGUUGUGAUACCGUGUUCUUUCACUACUGGUUUUGGAUUUACACCCCAAAAUGUAGUUUGGUACAAAUGUGAACCAUCUAAACAAAAAUGUGUAGAUUCAGAUGUGAUAUUCCACACUAACAAGAACAACAAAAAGGUUCAGUCUGGAUUUAUAGGACGGGUGUCACUGUUGGAGCCUGACGUGAGUCAGAAGAACUGCAGCAUCAUCAUCACUGACCUCACUGAUUCAGACUCUGGUUCAUAUCAGCUCAGAGUUAAUGGUAUCAACCUGUUUGGGAGGGCAGAUGGAUUUACAUUCUCUCCAAGAACAACUGUCUCUGUUAAAGGUCCUGUGCAACAUUGUGGACCUUACAGUGCAGUGCUUCCCUAGGCCGUUGCUGGUGUAUCUCUAAGUGUGAACGUCUUCUACACAAUCUAUGUGAUAUUCCUGUGGUAUGUUACUCCAUCUGCAUGUUAUGUUUUAAAGGCUCUGAUAAUGCUUUUGAGACUUUUAGGCAACAAAUCAUGGCUCACUAUUUUUUUCUCAAAAGGAAAGCCAGAAAAAAGGUGAAACCAAAUCAAGUGGACAGAACUUACAUGUCACUACAGAUCACAAGAGUAUGAUGUUAUUGGCCAACCUCUGAAGUGACAAAUGUCAGCUUCCACCAUUUCUUUACAGUCUUCAGGGAUGACUUUCAGACAGCUUCAAUGAAGGAUUUCUCUUCUUGCACUGAAAUAAAAA